Molecule: messenger RNA, 7340 nt
Organism: Onthophagus taurus
Lineage: Eukaryota; Metazoa; Arthropoda; Insecta; Coleoptera; Scarabaeidae
Source: RefSeq, a predicted model, not a curated record
GACCCAGGGAACAGUGGGGCCCCCUAUAUGCGGGCAAAUAGCGCGCUGACGGGAGCUAAUGACCAGCAAAUGCCCGGCUCGACAAAUGACACCGAAAAUGCACAUGAUAACGUUUGGUUAAACUUUGAUUGCUUAUUAUUAAUUUAUCAAUCAUGAACAUCUUCAAUAAUUUACUUGAUGUAUUAGACAAGAUGCCCUGGCCAAAAACAACUUCAACACCGAGUUACAGUAAAAAAGAGAUCGCACCGACAGCACCAAAAUAUGAAACCACCUAUAGUCGUACGCGUGCUGAAACGAAGAAGUUGGACGAUAAAAGUGGAGCGUCUCCACUUACAAAAUACAGCGCCUAUAGCUCAGGCUACCAACGAGACAGCACAAAUAGUGGACUUCCAACCCGAACCGACUUGAGCAGAUAUAAAUUAGACAAAAAGGAAACUAGUCAUCCACCAGUAAGUUAUCGUCCAAUAACGAGAACAUCGGCAUCAAGAUCGAGAGAUCCCAGCCCGUCAGAUAGAAGUAAAAGUGAAAGUACUUCCUCAUCAAGUUAUAAUUUAAAUAGAUUAUAUCCUUCGUCGUAUACAAGAUCAGUGAGUAGAGAGAGAACUGAAUCACCUCAGAGUACAAUCCCAAAAUUUACCGGGGGAAGAGCCAAAGAUGAUUUAAAAUAUUCUGUAGGAAAAACUUCGCGUGACGUUUCCAGAGAAGAUUUAUCCUCGCUAGGAUCUCCAACAAGAUACAAAGCGAGUAGUAUUUUAUCGCCGUCUUCGUCUAAAGAAGACAUUAAAUCCCAAAAAUACAUUAAUAGUAGAUUUUUGCCAAAAAACUCCGUAGAAAAAAGUUAUACAGCGUAUUCGCGACCAAGUACAGGGAGAAUUAGCGAAGUAAGCAGGAAAAACCGCGAAAUAUUAAACGUGUUAUCCGCUCAAAACGAAGCCGAAAAAAGCAGACCAGUAAGCAGAAAUUCAAAUCACGAAGAUAUGCGGGAUAAAUCAAGAGAAAUUCCAAAAAUUGAUAUCAUUUCUUAUGAUGAAACAGAAACUAUCACCGUAGUAACAAGGAGUACAUCACCAAAUCCCCCAACACAAAUGGCAAUGGUAAGAACAAGAAGGUUAGAUAACGCAAGAUUAAUAGAAAAGCAAAUAAGUCGACUCAAAAGAAGACCGGAAAUGAUCGAUAAAGAAGUGCAAUCCGAUCGGUUAGACGACUCCACAAAAUCAUCACGAUUUGCUGGCGCAUCCAGAAUCGCGGCACCUUGGUCAUCUUAUUUAGAUUUAAAAUAUUCUAGUCCAAACGAAGAAAAAAAUAAAUCAGAAAAUGAAGAAAAAGCACAAAAAGGAGUCGAUACUCCAAAAAGUUUAUCAAGAAAUAGUUCAGCUAAAAGCAUUUGCACCUCCUCUUCUAAAUCUGAUAUACCAAAAGAACCAAAGAAAAUUACCUCCUUAUGUGAUAAUAAACCAAAAUCGAAAUUAACUCCACCCCGAUCUUUACAAAGUGAUAUUAAAAAACAGUUACCACCACAAAUACCAAAGCUAGAAAACCCAACAAAACCCCAAAGCAGUAAUAUAACAACCCCAAAUAAAGAUUUUAGAAAAUCCGUUUUAAAUAUGAGCACAGAAAAUAAAUUGAGAAAGAAAAAUUCUAAAAGAAGUAACAGCGUUAGUUCUGCAGAUUCUGAUGGAGCUACGUCUGAAGCAACCGAAGUAUCCGAAAAUCUUUCGAGUUGUAUGGUUUUUCCAAGCAGCUCUUUAAGCAAAUUACCCCAAAAAUUAACAGAAGACGACUCCUUAAGAAGUAGAAGAUCUUGUACUAGAUCACCAAGCGUUCCAUCAGACACAUCAUCCGCAGCUACAAGCGGCAGCGAAGAUGAUGGCAAAUCAAAAAUAAAAAAUCGAUUACGAAAAUUUAGCGGCUCAUCACGAUCCUCUUGUAUGGUAUCAGCAUUAGAAGACUUAUCAGAUAAAUCACCUAAACCACCUUUAAGUCCCCGAGUAAAACCCGAAAGUCCAAAAAAUGAAACAGAGGCAAAAUCAUUUUUAAUGCGAGCUUUGGCCCCGGUAACAAAUUUUUUUAAACCAAGACAAGAUUCUAGUGAUAAAUUAAACUGGAUGGACAACACCUGUGAUAACGUAUCAGAAAUUAGGUCGGAUAGUUCCAGUAGCAAUUUAAAAAGUGACAAUAAAAUCGAAGAGCAAAGAAUUCCCGCACAAAUUGAAAUAUAUCGCGUUGAACCAAACGUUUUUGAUUUUGAACCCGAAGAAAUCAAAGAAGAAUUGAAAGUUCCUAAAGUGCUGUAUAGAAUUGAAUCUGGGGAAAAGGCGUGGUGGUUACAAGAUUAUUCAGAUGAAGGUGAAUUAAAAGAAAAACACGAAAAAAAUGAAAAAUCGCUUAAUAGUCCUAAAUAUCAAAAGAAAUCUUUAAGGCAUGUUGAUUCGGGCGAUAUUCCUUGGUGGUUGCAAGAUAACCCAACAGAAAUUCCUGAAGGUGUUAAAGUAUGGCAAGUAGCGACGCAAGAAAACGGGCAAUACACCAAAGAUGGUAGAAAUAUUUACAAAGUUCAAGGAGACGAUGAAAAAGUGUUUUGGUUCGAAGAAACCGAACAAAGUCUUUCUAAUUCUUCAAAUAAAUCCGGAAAAUUUAAAAUUAGAGUUUUAAAACAUGUAGAUUCCGGUGAUAGACCGUGGUGGUUAGAUGAAAGCGCUGAAGUACCUGAUGGAGUAAAAGUGUACCCUAAUUACAAACAGAUUGAAGAUGACGAUAAUGAUAAAGACGAUCGUAAACGAUGGUUUAUAGGAAGUAAUGAUGAGGACGAAGACGAAGUCGAUAAAGCGGAGGAUGAUAUCGAUGAACCGGAAUUUUUAAGAAAGCAUAAAAUAAGACACAUCGAUUCAGGUGAAAGAGCUUGGUGGUUAAAUAGUGUUGAAAAUUUAGUCGAUGAAACUAUUUCUGAUAGAAACUCUAACCAUCCAAACAUUAAUUCAAGUAUUAAUUCAAAAGGAAAAGAUUAUUGGUUGGAUAUCCAACAAGCAAAAAAACUCGAUGAUUCCGAUAACGAAUCCGUUUGUGAUUUACCUUUAGGUGAUAGAGCAAGUCCCGAAGGGCUUGAAAUGCCUAGAGAGGAAGAAAAUGAAGGAAGAUUAUCUCCGUAUGAUAACGUACCGAUUGAAAAAAAUAAAAAAUCGGGUGAUAUGAAAUUAUUUAUUUGUAAGCAUACAAAUAUUGAUGAUAUUUUGGGUGGUUCUGGGCAGUUACUGAGUCCGUUGAUGCAUCGAAUAUUUAGUUACCAAGAAGGAUAUAGUGAAGAUGGUGAGAAAUGCCGUGAAAUCGAUCCUGGUCAAGUACGGAUCCACGAUGGUUCACCACAAAGAGGGGUCGUUCAACCGGGAAGAUUAGACGUGAUCGGUGGAUCUAAAGAAUAUGGCAAGCUGGAUGAUGCUGCUUUACAACUAUACAAAGACGGCGAUUACGGUUCCUAUUUAGACUUGGAAGCUUCAAUAAGCGAACAACAAGAAGAAUUCGAAGGGUUCCAAUCAAAUAAGAAGAACUCGAUUGUUCUCAGAACGCAGCUGUCAGUGCGUGUCCACACCAUCAUAGAAAAACUUCUAACGUCAGAAGGCAGAGAACUUCGACGCGCGCUUUUUUCGUUGAAACAAAUUUUUCAAGAGGAUAAAGAUCUCGUACACGAAUUCGUACAGAACGAUGGAUUGGCUUGUCUCAUUAAAGUUGGAUCCGAAGCCGAUCAAAAUUAUCAAAAUUACAUUCUGCGUGCUUUGGGACAAGUUAUGUUGUACGUGGAUGGAAUGAAUGGAGUGAUGGAACAUAAUCAAACCAUUCAAUGGCUUUACACUUUAAUUUCGUCUAAAUUUAGAUUGGUUGUUAAAACAGCGUUAAAAUUAUUGUUGGUUUUUGUUGAAUACACCGAUACAAAUUGUAUGUUGUUAAUAAAGGCCAUUCAAACGGUUGAUUGCUCGCAAGGAUUGCAUCCUUGGUAUAACAUAAUGCGCUUACUGAAAGAUUUCGAUUCCGCAGACACCGAAUUACUCAUUUACGCAACCACUUUGAUUAAUAAAUGUUUAAACGGAGUCCCAGAUCAAGAUACUUACUACGAUCAAACCGAUGCUUUAGAAGAACAAGGAAUUGAGGCGAUUAUUAGAAGAUACAUGUCGAAACCAGGAACCGAUUUAGAUCUUUUACAACAAUUCCAAAUAUACGAGGCUGUGCUUCAAUACGAGGAUGGCGAAGAUAAAGGGACCCCGAUAAGACAUUUAGACGAAAACUUAAGAAAAACUUUAAGAAGUAGAAAAUCGGUUGUUGACUCCACCGAAAGAAGGAAAAGCAGGCGACACUCGACGGGGAAUACCCCAAUUCACUCCGCUUUAAUCACAAAUUCUAGAAACAAUAACAACACGAGUUUAAAUCAAACCAACGAGGAAGAAGACGACGAUGGAUCCUCUAGCUCUCAAUCCUCAGAUAUUAAUAAUUUAAAUCUUAAUGGAAGUUACAAAGAUUCAAAUAAAGCUGGUGAUGCCGGUGUUACCCCCGCUUUAAGGCGACGAAGAGAAAGAGCUGAAAGACAAAGAAGUUUUAUGAAAGAACAACAAGAAAAUGGGAGUUUAUUAAGAAAUUCAAUAACACCGGGAGAAAAUAACGUCGAAAAAGAAAAUGGAAACUGUAACAACACAAAUGGGAAUUUACAACAACGAUUAACAAACGGAAAUCACCACCAAUCAAAUCGAUUAUGUAGCAAACAAAAAGAUUUAACCCCGCUGUUAAACGCAGUAAAUAAAAUUGAAUCUGAAGAAAAUGGUCUUACUAAGCAACCAUGGAUCUUCUCGAGAAUGUAUAGUAAAUCCCUCGAUGAAGAAACUCCCCAAAUAGUCGACGAUAACCUCGAAAACACCACGAACGAACACGAUAGAACCCUCCGACUUCAAUUAAAAAAAGAAAACAAAGUUAAAGAUCUAACCCAACAAUUAUCAAGCCAAAACAUAAUCCACAGUCCCUCAGAAGAAAACAAAAUAAGUAGAAUCGGUGAUAUGUCAGGGCUAAUUUCAAAAGCCAAAGAAGGACUGGCGAAAUCAAAAUCACAAGCGAACGUAAUUAAAAGUCCCACUGUCGAGAAUAUCUCUAAACCGGAAGUGAAAAAAUCCGAAAAUGAAUUACGAUGGGAAGAGUUAGCUGCAAAUAUGAAUAGACCUCUUAGUUUAUGCGAUUUGGAUUUUCGAGAUUUAGUUACUGAUGAUGAAAAUGAUGUUUUAGCACCCGCGGCGAUUCAAAAUGGGAUUCCACCACCGCCUCCUCCUUUAUUGGGGGAUGUGGGAUCGGCUCCACCACCUCCACCAUUAAAUAAUAAUAGGGCACCACCGCCCAUUCCGCCCGUUUUUGGCGUGUCACUUCAAAAACAAAAUAAACCAAACGAAUCGAAAAUACCUUUAAAGAAAAAUAAGAAAACCGUGAAAUUGUUUUGGAAAGAAGUCAGAGACGAUCCUAUUUGCGCGAUGAAAUUGAAAUCGGGUUUCAUUUGGGAUGAAUUGGCAAACGUUCAAGUGGAUACGCAAAAAUUGGAACAUCUCUUUGAAUCGCGAGCCAAGGAUUUAAUAAAUAAGAAACAACAAGAAUUGAAUAAGAACAAAGAAAUAAUCGUAUUAGAUCCAAAACGUUCCAACGCUAUCAACAUCGGAAUGACCAAACUUCCGCAACCAAGAUCAAUAAAAACGGCAAUUUUAAAAAUGGAUGCUACCAUUAUGAAUAGGGAGGGAAUCGAAAAAUUAUUAACAAUGUUACCUACGGAAGAAGAAAGGACGAAAAUUCAAGAGGCUCAAGCUGCGAAUCCUGAUUUACCACUUGGAAGUGCGGAGCAAUUUUUGUUAACGUUAGCUUCAAUAUCCGAAUUACCUGCCAGAUUAAAAUUAUGGGCCUUUAAGUUAGAUUUUGAGAAUACCGAAAGAGAAAUUGCGGAACCAUUGAUGGAUUUAAAGCAAGGAUUUGAAGUUUUGCGUGUAAACAAAACGUUUAGAAGUAUUUUAAGUACUUUGUUAUCGAUAGGAAAUUUUUUGAACGGAAACGAAGUGAAAGGAUUUCAAAUUGAAUAUUUAUCUAAGGUGCCAGAGGUGAAGGACACUGUACAUAAACAUUCGUUACUUCACCAUCUUUGCCAUAUUGUUAUGGAAAAGUUUCCGGAUGCUUCUGAUUUAUAUUCAGAGAUUGGUGCUAUAACUCGUGCUUCUAAAGUAGAUUUCGACGAAUUAGCUUUAAAUAUUCAAAGAUUAGAAGCUGAUUGUAAAGCAUCUUGGGAUCACCUUAAACUGAUCGCGAAACACGAUGGCUCUAAUAUGAUGAAAAUUAAAAUGUCCGAUUUUUUGGCUGAUUGCGCUGAAAGAAUCAUUUUAUUAGGAAUUAUCCAUCGAAGAGUUAUGAAUCGAUUUCAUAAAUUUUUAUUAUUCUUAGGAAUCCCUCUGCAUCAAAUAGCCGAUACAAAACCAAAUGAAUUUUGUAGAAUUAUCUCCGAAUUUGCUUUAGAAUAUCGUACAACAAGAGAAAGAGUUUUACAACAAUUAGAAAAGAAAGCGAAUCAUCGCGAAAGAAAUAAAACUAGAGGAAAAAUGAUUACAGAGACGGGUAAAUUUCGUACAAAAGAAGAUAGAGCUGAUGCUGAACUUCGCCAACUACUCGGUAGUGAUAUUUCCGAUGUAGAAAGCCUUCAAGGAACACUAACUUGGAGAAGAACAAGGCGUGAGUCAAACCUGAAUAGAUCAUUUUUGGGCCAAGUUAAUGGAAAUAUUACGGAUGGUGAUGAUGAGAUUUUAGAGAGCUUGGUUAAGAACGCAACCAAAGGUCCAACAAGAACGGCACCGAGAGAAAGAAAAAGGACAAGACAUGCUGAUAGAAAAUCGCUGAGAAGAACUUUAAAAAAUGGUUUAUCUGAAGAAGAGAAAAAACAUUUAUCCGCAUACAUUAAGGGGUAUUGAAGAAAGGACUGUGGUGACGAACAACUACGAAUUAUACUUUUAGGUUCUUUUUUUCUAUUUCUAAUUUAUUUGUUAGUUUUUUUUUAAAGUGCAUCGUUAUGAUGUACCGUUGUAUACUGAUUUUAUUAUGUGAUACCCUAAACUAUCUCCUACUUAUUUUGUAAUUGUAGCAUUAACAUCAAAUUGGUACCUACUCUACAAUUACAAUUGCCUACAGUUUUGUUUUACUUCUCAAACUAUUUGUUUAUUAUUUAAAAUAUAGCGGCCGCCCUUUUCGAGUUUUGUUAAUGAUUUUUACGCGCUCGAUUUAUUAUUAUUAUUGUACAUUUUUACACUAAACUAUUUAGUAAAAGAGAGCUCUUGCGGUAUUUGAAA